AUUGGCUGCUUAUCAUAUGGACACUGUUUAAGUACACCCUUCUCCGCUUAUAUUUUUCCAUUGCGAUCAAAGGAUUUGAAGGGAUGAAACGAAUGAUGCUGAUAGCGUUGCUUGCGAGUUUUCUUGCGAGAGCAUCUGGCGUUCCGCUCCCCCCAAUGCUGAUUUGAUAGAAUCAAUGCCAAGGGGAGAUAUACCAGUGCCUCACCAGUUACGACCUGAAUCUCACAGACUGCCUACUGGUACUCAACAACAGAUAGCCGCACUGACCAAUCCAUGGGCUUCUUAACCCAACCCCAAUGCUGGUCUGAAUCCACUUUCUGCGCAAUAUCAGUACUUGCCCUAUGCCCAGCAGCCCCAGCUUUUCUACUAUCCUAUUUUUGAAACACUAACAAGGAAUCCAAUGUUCUCUUACAGAGUGCCUGUGUUCCAGCCUGUAACAUCUCAGCAAUAUCCUGCUAAUGCAGUUCCAGCUCCACUCGCUUCAAGGCCUUCAUGGCCAUUAACUGCACAAGCCAAACGACACAGACAAAAUGCUCCACAACUGCAUCCAAACCAGCCACAGCAGCAACAGGUUCCUUAUUUUUAUAUGAUCCCACAGAUUCAACAACAAAUGACUGGAACAUAUGGUGGUUUCAGCUCUGAGGAACUUCAGCAUGUGGGGCGCAUGGGUCAUGUUGGCAUGCACAUGCCUGCGCUGAGAGGCAAUGUUUUUCCUUUGGCUGCACCACAACCUGUUCCACAACCUUCCACACCAAUACCUUCCACACCAAUACCUUCCACGCCGCUGGAAUGGCCUACCCGGCCACUCCUGAGGUCAAGCCACCCAGUGUUGAUGCUGUACCCGCUACAGGAGCAUCCCACCCAAAUAAUGGAAUGAUGACCAGUGAGAUCACUAGUCUGCAGGACUGAGAUCAAACACCAUGUGAUCAAGGCCUGUCUGCUGAAAACCCCUUUCCCAACAAUGAAGAUUUGGCUUCUAGUCAUGGAACAUCCAUAUCGGUGUACAAGCCAGUCUUGCCCACUUCCCAACCAGAUCCCCAUCACAGUUAUCCUAAUCCAGUUCCCUCUUUGUUCCCAACACCAGAGUACAAAGAGGCUUUUGUUCCCGAGACCCCACCAAUACUUUCUGAUGCUAUUGAUACCAACACUGAUGUUUUUCCCUAAGAAAAAAUCUUUCAUGUUUAUAUUGCAACAUUUACACUACUUUGCAAUUUGUAUCAUGAUAAUGUGCUAUUGUUUUUUUUUAAAAAGAAAAUGUAUAUCUGUUAUGGUAUUUGGGUACUUAACAUGAAAUGCUGUUGGAAAGUUUACAUGUUCUGUGGUGUGAUAUGCUACUCCAUAUAAACUAUUUUAAACUGCAUUUUGCUUAUUAUUGCAUUUUAUAAUUGUUACUUUUAUCAUGCAUGCAGUCUUUAUGACCUCAUUCUAAUUAAGUGACUGCAUGAAAUAUGUGUUGUUUUUAAUAUGAAAUAGGAAGAAGUCAAAAAUAAAUUAAUCUUGAAAAAUGUAAAAGAGGCCAGUUGAAAACCCAAGAUUUUUGUACAAUUAUACACAAUUACACAAUUAUAUAAAUUUUAACCGAACAUCUUUAUAAUAUUUUUUACACAUUAAGACUACUCUGUGUUAAACUAUUCAAAUUUCAAAAUCAUUUAAACAUGAUUACUGUCUUGUGUGCUGUGAGUGAACUAUGUGUGUGGGCUUUAUCACCUUUA
Messenger RNA from Xyrauchen texanus (razorback sucker), 1712 nucleotides. RefSeq names its product ameloblastin (gene ambn). The record is from RefSeq and is a predicted model, not a curated record. The transcript has 8 exons. NCBI's taxonomy places the organism in Eukaryota, Metazoa, Chordata, Actinopteri, Cypriniformes, Catostomidae.